AUGUUUCUAUCUAUCUAUCUGUCUAUCUAUCUCAGUCCUUUUCAUAUCUAUCUAUCUAUCUAUCUAUCUAUCUAUCUAUCUCAGUUCUUUUCAUAUCUAUCUAUCUAUCUAUCUAUCUCAGUUCUUUCAUAUCUAUCUAUCUAUCUAUCUAUCUAUCUAUCUCAGUUCUUUUCAUAUCUAUCUAUCUGUCUGUCUAUCUGUCUGUCUGUCCGUCCGUCCUUCUUUUCAUGUCUGUCUGUCUGUCUGUCUCUCUCAGUUCUUUUCAUAUCUGUCUGUCUGUCUGUCUGUCUCUCUCAGUUCUUUUCAUAUCUGUCUGUCUGUCUGUCUAUCUCUCUCAGUUCUUUUCAUAUCUGUCUGUCUGUCUAUCUCUCUCAGUUCUUUUCAUAUCUGUCUGUCUGUCUAUCUCUCUCAGUUCUUUUCAUAUCUGUCUGUCUGUCUGUCUGUCUCUCUCAGUUCUUUUCAUAUCUGUCUGUCUGUCUGUCUCUCUCAGUUCUUUUCAUAUCUGUCUGUCUGUCUCUCUCAGUUCUUUUCAUAUCUGUCUGUCUGUCUGUCUAUCUCUCUCAGUUCUUUUCAUAUCUGUCUGUCUGUCUCUCUCUCUCAGUUCUUUUCAUAUCUGUCUGUCUGUCUGUCUCUCUCAGUUCUUUUCAUAUCUGUCUGUCUGUCUAUCUCUCUCAGUUCUUUUCAUAUCUGUCUGUCUGUCUAUCUCUCUCAGUUCUUUUCAUAUCUGUCUGUCUGUCUAUCUCUCUCAGUUCUUUUCAUAUCUGUCUGUCUAUAUCUCUCAGUUCUUUUCAUAUCUGUCUAUCUAUAUCUCAGUUCUUUUCAUAUCUAUCUAUCUAUAUCUCUCUCAGUAUUUCAUAUCUAUCUAUCUAUCUAUCUCUCUCAAGUAUUUCAUAUCUAUCUAUCUAUCUAUCUAUCUCAGUCAAUUUCAUAUCUAUCUAUCUAUCUAUCUCACUCCUAUGCAACAAACUUCCACAUUAUUUUAUGUAUAUUAUUUUCUGUUCGUCUGUAUGUCGCAAUCUGUUUCUAUCUAUCUAUCUAUCUAUCCUUUUCAUAUCUAUCUAUCUAUCUAUCUCGAAAAAUUAA
Acanthosepion pharaonis is the source of this 1083-nucleotide messenger RNA. The record is from the annotation of a GenBank genome assembly. NCBI's taxonomy places the organism in Eukaryota, Metazoa, Mollusca, Cephalopoda, Sepiida, Sepiidae.